This is a messenger RNA of Seminavis robusta, 468 nucleotides long. NCBI's taxonomy places the organism in Eukaryota, Bacillariophyta, Bacillariophyceae, Naviculales, Naviculaceae. The record is from the annotation of a GenBank genome assembly.
AUGGCCUCACACAGGUUGAUACAAUAUCUCGGCAAGACGUUUGGACUGGCUGUCUCAGAAGCCAUUUAUGACAAACUGAACGAGUAUUAUUUUGUGCAAGGUCACUCCCUCAAUGACAGGCCUCAGUUGGCUAAGACUGUGUCGGAGGAGCUGACAAAACUACUUGCAGAUAAGGCUCCAUCUGAGAGCGAACUAUUGACUUUCUUGAACGGAAACGAAGGGCGAAAAGAGAUUGAAACUGCUCUUCAACAAUUGCAAAUGCUAGGUGUUCAUGGUAUACCCAAGUUCAUAAUUGGAGGAAAUUUGGUUGUUGAUGGUGCAGCAAGAUCCGAUGUCUUUGUCAGAGUUUUCCGUGAGAUCGAGCGAGCUGGAGAAGUCGAAGCCCGCCCUAUCUUUGGUGAUAUUCUUGGUAUUCCUCAUGACAUUAUCGAACAGGGAAGCCACCAUCCUGCUGACAUGGCUGCUUAG